Molecule: messenger RNA, 5415 nt
Organism: Dichotomopilus funicola
Lineage: Eukaryota; Fungi; Ascomycota; Sordariomycetes; Sordariales; Chaetomiaceae
Product: mating factor A secretion protein STE6-like protein
Exons: 5
Coding region: 1-5415 (1804 amino acids)
Biological process (GO): siderophore biosynthetic process; transmembrane transport
Cellular component (GO): membrane
Molecular function (GO): ATP binding; ABC-type transporter activity; acyltransferase activity
Source: RefSeq, a predicted model, not a curated record
AUGGCAAAAUACCCCCCCAUCAAACUCCCCCACCCCUUCCUCACCUCCUACCACGUCCUCCCCAUCCCCAAUACCUCUCCCAUCCAGCUCUCCCUCGUCUUUGACACCAACCAACCCUCCAACGCCCAUCCCCUCCCAGAACCCCUCCACGCCGCCAACCUUUCUUGGGUUGACCUAACUCACCCGAACGCCGACAAUGUUCCCCCGCUAAAAGACAACUCCCCCUGGGCACGCGCCCGUCGCAGCCCCAGCACCACCAUCUCCUGGACCGGCCCUCACACCGCAGGACUCGGUCCAGUAUGGAAUAUCAUCCACGCCAUCUUCCUCGCGCACCCGACUACCGAAACCUUCCGGCUCACGCUGUCCGGCACUGACUCUCACAUCCUCCGUGAUGGGCUCCUCCGCACCGGAUUGGCAGUUCCCCACCCCGUUCCACGAUGGGAUGCGCGCGCUGGACCACCGGGGGGGGGUAAAUCACCCGUCGGGACGGCAGAGACUGGCGAGGCAGAAUUAUUAGUGUUGAGGAGUGCCUUCUGGCAAGGCGCCGCGUCACCCACUGGCCCUCGACCGAUCUGGGUCGUGGGAUCCAACACCGACGGUCCAGCCUUCCAAACCAAGCCCCUAGCCGACUACCCGCCCAUGCCAGAAACCUUCCACCUAACCAACCAAUUCCCCGCCGGCGAACCCGUCUUCACACGGCACCCCGUCCGCCGCCCGAAACCAGCCCCCGGCUCGAUCGUCUACAGCCGGUAUGUGCCGGAAUUGGAUGUGCAUUUCUCGCUGGAGGCGGUGGAUUGGCGGGAUGAGGGGCAUUUGAGGCUGUUUCAUGAGUGGCAGAAUGAUCCGAGGGUUGCGGCGGGGUGGAAUGAGACGGGGACUGUGGAAGAGCAUAGGGAGUAUUUGAGGAGGUUGGAUGGGGAUAGGCAUGUGUUGUGUUUGUUUGGGCGGUUUGGGGAGAAUAGGUUUGCGUAUUUUGAGUUGUAUUGGGCGAGGGAAGACCACUUUGGCGCGCACUACGACGCCGGCCACUAUGACCGCGGCCGGCACUCCCUGGUCGGCGACGCCUCCUUCCGUGGCCCGCAGCGCGUCAACGCGUGGUACUCGUCGUGCAUCCACUACUGUUUUCUCGACGAGCCGCGGACGGCCAACGUCGUCGGCGAGCCCAAGGCUACAGGGGGGACGAUUCUGACGUAUGAGAAUGCGCAGGGGUUGACUAUUGGCAAGUAUGUGGAUUUGGGACAUAAACGGUCGGUGUUGUCGAUUUGUGGACGGGAGAAGUGGUUUCAGUUGUGUCCGUUGUUUUGGGAUGGUAGGGAGAAGCCGUUGGAGUCGGCCGAUCGCGCGGCCCAGUCUAUUUCCUACCUCUUCUUAUGCCUCUCUCACCUCCAUCAUCUCUCACGCUCUGCAUGGCGAGCGAGUAACGACAAAAUGAAAAUAACCAACACCUUAACAGGCUACAUCCGCCUCCUCCUAGCCGGACCCCCCUCCCGUUCCGACCUGCUGCUCCUCGCAACCGCCAUCCUAACCGCCAUCGCCUCGGGCGUCCCCUUCCCCUUGAUCGGCAUCUUCUUCGGCCAGCUCCUCAACGAUUUCAACGAAGUCACCUGCGUCGAAAAUGGCUCCUCUUUUUCUCCCUCCUCUUCGGAAGACACAGAAGCAUACCAAUCGAGCGUCAACACCAAAAUCCUCAUGAUAGUCUACCUCGCCAUCGCCCAAUUCGUGCUCAUCUACACCCACCUCACCUGCUGGACCCUCUACGGCUCGAGUCUCGCCCAACAUCUCCGCGAACGCUACCUCUCCACCCUCCUCCGGCAAGAACCGAGUUACUUCGACGGCGUGUUGCCCCCCGGCGAGGUAUCCUCCCGCUUAAGCGCCGACAUCCAAACGAUUCGCUCCGGCACGUCCGAAAAAGUCGGGAUUUGUCUGGCGAGUGUGUCCUUUUUUGUGACGGCUUACAUCGUGGCGUUUAUCAAGAACUGGGAGUUGGCGGCGAUGUUGUUGGCGCUGGUGCCGGCGUAUUUUGUCAUGUCGUUGGUGGGGAGUCAUUAUAUUGAGAAGUAUUCGGGGAAAGUGGUUGAUCAUGCGGCGGCUGCGGCUGCGGUGGCGGGGGAAGCGUUGAAGAAUGUGAUGGUUGUGCAGGCGUUUGGGGCGGAGAGGAAGUUGGAGGGGCGGUUUGCGAGGGAGUUGAGUCAGGGGAAGAAGGAAGGGUUGAAGAAGGCUACGGCGGUGGGCGUGCAGUCGGGGGUGUUGUAUUUUGUGGCGUAUGGGGCGAAUGGGUUGGCGUUUUGGCAGGGGAGUGGGAGGAUUGCGGAGGUCGUGAGGAAUGGAGGGGGGGAUGAUGGAGGGGCGACUGUUGGGUCGACGUUUACGGUCAUUUUUAUUUUGAUUGAGGCCACCCUCCUCCUCAGCCAAAUCGCCCCCUUCAUCCACCUCUUCAUCGCCGCCGUCGCCUCCUUCCGCAAACUCCAAACCGACAUGAACCGGUCCUCCCAAAUCGACGGCACCUCAAACUCAGGCAUCACCCUCUCAGACACAGACACAAAAGAAGGUCUCGGCUUCCACCUCCACAACGUCUCCUUUUCCUACCCCUCCCGUCCCGACACCACUGUCCUCGACGCCGUGGACCUGAAUAUCUCUGCCGGCCAGCACACGGCUAUUGUUGGGUUGUCGGGGAGCGGGAAGUCGACUAUUGCUGGUUUGCUCACGCGGUUAUACGACCCGACCGCUGGGUCUAUCACCGUCACCGGGGGGCAGGAUAUAAAGAAUCUAAACGUCCGCUCGCUGCGCAGUCACAUCUCCCUCGUCCAACAGGAACCCUCCCUGCUGGAUCGGUCAGUCCUGGAAAAUAUUGCUCACGGGCUGUUGAACUCUGCGGACGGGGACCAUGCCGUGCUGCGGGAUACACUACUCGGCCCCGGGCUAGGUGACUUGGCUGCUCAACUCCGCGACGGCGUCUCCUUAGACACUGCUUUGGCUCAAACAGAUGUCCAGAUCCAGGAGAUUAUCAAACUAGUCCAACGCGCAGCUACACUAGCCGACGCACACGCGUUCAUCACUGCGCUUCCGCAAGGGUAUGGCACGCUGGUGGGGUCGUCAGGGGGAAGGUUGUUGUCGGGGGGUCAAAGGCAGAGGGUAGCGCUGGCACGGGCGUUGGUGAAGGAUCCUGGGGUGUUGGUGCUGGAUGAAGCGACGGCUGCGUUGGAUGCGGGGAGUGAGGGGCGGAUUUGGGGGGGGAUUCAUGUUCUUUCUCAGGUUACGAUUGCGCAUCGUCUGGCGACGGUCAAGGGGGCGGAUCGGAUUGUUGUGCUGGAAGGGGGGAAGGUGGUGGAAGAAGGGGGUCAUGCGGAGUUGGUGGAAAAAGGGGGACGGUAUGCCGAGCUGGUGCGGUUGCAGGGGUUGGACCACGAUGACGCGCAGCCAAAAGGGGAGGUCGAAGUCGAAAGCAAAGAGCAAAAGUCAGGGGACAUGAGCAAAGAAAGCCAGGUCCAAGAAACAGUCAAAGAGACUGCGUCAGAAACCGACCCCGAAGAAACCCCCCCCGAAGAGAAACACACCCUCUGGGCCCUCGCCAAAGGCUACGCCCCCGCCAUCCGCCCUCACCUCCUCACUCUCACCCUCGCCCUCCUCGGCGCCCUCCUCGUCGGCGGUGCCUUCUCCGGCGAAGCCGUCAUCUUCGGGCACACCGUCGACGCCCUCAGCCUAUGCCGUCCACCCUCUAGCAUCCAAGCUAGCGGGCGCUUCUUCGGGUUACUCUUUUUUGUGCUCGCCAUCAUCGAGUUCUUUGCCAAUGCCGCUAGCUGGACGGGGUUUGGAUGGGUUACGGAGAAGAUGGUUUAUUCCGUGCGGGUGCUGUCGUUUCGGUCGUUGUUUGAGCAGGAUAUGCACUGGCAUCAGUCUAAGGGGCGAACCCCAGCUGUGUUGUUGGCGUAUCUUACCCGCGAUGGGAAUGCGCUGGCUGGUCUCAGCGGGUCGGUUAUUGGCACGUUGUUUUCGAUUACGGCCAAUUUGUUGGCGGCUAUCAUCAUGACGCAUAUCAUCGCCUGGCGUAUUGCGCUGGUCUGUCUGGCCUUGGUGCCUUUGUUACUCGGCGCUGGAUUAUUGGAACUGCAUAUCCUCGGGCAGUUUGAAGAGCGCCAUGAGACUGCCUACGCCCGGUCCGUCGAUAUCGGCACCGAGGCUGUGUCCUCCAUCCACACCGUCGCUGCCUUGGCCCUGGAAGAAGAAACCCUGCGCGUGUACCGGCGUUCGCUAAAAGAACCCCGCCGGGAUACUCUAAGAGUAACCGUCCUGGCCAGCUUAUGCCAGGCAACGACGUAUUUCCUAGGGAACUGUGUGAAUGCCCUGGCCUACUGGUGGGGCGCGAAGCAAAUCAUCGCGGGGAAUGUGACGACGGCCGAGUUUCUGAUUGUGGUUUUCUCACUGUUGGUGAGCGCGCUGCUUUGGAGUCAGAUGUUUGCGCUGGCGCCGGAACUGUCGAGUGCAAGGGCCGCGAUGGGGAGGAUUCUUUCUCUUGUCCAGAUCGGUCGCGAUGGGAUGCGGCAUCUCUCGGAUUCCCCCCUAGAAUCAGAGGACGCCUCAUCGGAGGAAAAGUCCCUCGAAACUCCCGGAAUCAAGAGAGACGAAAAGGAGAAACCCCCGCAGGUCACCCUCACAAACAUAACAUUCACCUAUCCCUCUCGUCCAACCCACCUCGUCCUUUCCAACCUCUCCCUCACCAUCCCCCCAGGCAGUUUCUGCGCCCUCGUCGGUCCCAGCGGCGCAGGCAAAUCCAGCAUUUUGUCCUUACUCACCCGCUUAUACACCCCGCAAUCGGGGAGUAUCACCCUCGACGGACUAGACAUCACCCGCUCCGGUGAUCUAUCAUUCAGAGAUGGUGUGGCGUUGGUUCCGCAGGAGAGUAUGUUGUUCGCUGGAACGAUCGCAUUUAAUAUCGGCUUGGGCGCACAACCAGGACGGGAGGCCACGAGGGAAGAGAUUGAUGAGGCCGCGAAACUGGCUAAUAUCCACGAUGUGAUUACUGCCCUGCCAGACGGGUAUGACACGCUUUGUGGGCCGGGAUCGAGCAACACCGACGGCGAGAAACCCUCCGGGGGAACCCAACUCUCCGGAGGUCAACGCCAACGUCUCGCCCUCGCGCGUGCGUUGGUACGCAAACCGCGGCUGCUGCUGCUUGACGAACCGACUAGUGCGUUGGAUGCCGCCUCGGAGAGGGCCGUGCAGGAUGGGUUGGAGAAGGUGUGUGCCGAGGGAAAGGUCACGGUGGUGGUCAUUGCGCAUCGGUUGAGGACGGUCAGGAGGGCGGACUGUUUGUUUUGGAUUGAGGCGGGGAGGUGUGUCGCGCAGGGGAGGCACGAGGAGUUGGUUGAAAGGUGUGAGGGGUAUAGGGAGGCGGUGAGGCUGCAGAGUGUUGAAUAG